CGGUGAGUCAUCUGACAGCUGCUGCUCUGUAAUAGAUGCACUUGUUGAAUCAGGUCCCAUUCAACUGGGGGGCACAGGUUGUGUGCUAAGUCAUCUUAAAUCUUUGACGAGUCCCUCAUAAAUGAAAACACACUAAAGGAACGACUGGACUAGAACGAUUUUAUAACCUCACAUCACCGCGAGCUGCAUUGCCAGCAGGUUAGGUGUUUUGAUGUCUGCACAGCGAUUGUCUCUCUGGUCAUGUGUGCGUACUGCUCUGAGCUGCGGGGCUCUCAUGCUGGCAGCUCUGCCAGACUUCACAACCGGCAAGAACUGCUCUCACCCCCUCGUACCCGAGCAUGGAGGUUUCCGCUGUGAACCCUCUCCCUGUCGUGGUUUCCCUCAAAAAAGCAUCAUUAGCUUUUUCUGCGAGACCGGCUACAUUCUACCCAAACGCCACCAUCGGUCAAAGUGUCAGCAUGGAGAGUGGCGUCCCGCAAUACCCGACUGCAUGCCCCUAUCAGAGGGUCAAGCUGAACAGAGAGAAAACACUGUCAACUCUAUUCCAAGUGUGGGUACUACUGCUAUUGGAGUGUCCAUCUUCCUUCUCACCACAACAGCCUGUUUGGUCAUCAAAUCCCGUCUAUUCUCCUGUCGAAACCAACGGCGUUCCUCGGAUCAGUUGGACCUUGUUGUAGAUGGCUUACCUGUGUCUCUUCCCACGUAUGAAGAGGCAAUCUACAGCAGUUGGGGCCAGCGACUCCCGCCUUUCCGUGGACCCACUCAGCUCCUGCUGACCCAGGAUGCAUCAGAACACAGUCCGCUGACUUCACUCAUCUGCCCCGAUUCCAAUCACUGCACCGACGCAGCCAAUCAGAGCACAGAGACUGCACCGCCUCCUUACGAAGAGGUCCAAUCACGAUCCAGAGACACUGAGAACGACAGUGGCGAACGGGCUUUGCAAAGUGCACUUUCUGUUGAUAAAAACAACUAAUUACUGGACGUUAAUAUACUCACCCUGAGCUUUCUGAUUGUUCGUUUUCUUGCACAGGAGUCCAUGUGACUUUUAUUUCUGCAUUUGAUUGUGGAUUCAUCCAUUUUGGCUUAAAUUCCAGUGAAGAACUGGUUUAGAUGUUUCGCAAUGACUUCAUUGGUCAGACACAUUUUGUGUUCCUUGGUAACGUGCUGUAAUAUUGAUUAUGUCAAUGUUUUCAGUGACCAGCUGGAGACAUGGUUUCCGUUUCUCCUCCAUGAGGGGAUUUUUAUGAUUACUAUAUGAAUUUUGAUGUAGGUGUUGCAAUCAUUUCUGUAAAAAUGAAAUGUUGUGUAGUUACAUUUUCAGAGUUAUGACUUAAGAUUAGCAUGGAAAUAAUAUGAUUUCACCUCAUUCAGUAUUUCUCAGAGCAAUUAGAUUGACUGAAUCAAAAAGCUGGAUCUGGAUUGUGCCUGUUGACUGAUGGAUGUAGUACAUAUGAUUUUAUUAUAAUUCCUUCCACCUGAACAGAUUUAUAUAUUGUUAAAUAUGGCGUUAACAUAUUGAACAGGGGAACUGACUUGAAGUAUGCUUGCUGAAUGGGCUUUGAAUGUUUCGUGUGGUUUUAUUUGUUAAUCAUUUUAUGAUAUGUAACAUUUACAUCAUUUACAUCGUGUAUAUAAUUCUGCACAAAUAGUAUAUGUAAAGGUAAUAAUAAUAAUACAUUUGUAACUUUAUGAAUGGAAUACUUGCUAUUAAAGAGGAUUUUAAAUCUU
Carassius gibelio (silver crucian carp) is the source of this 1728-nucleotide messenger RNA. RefSeq names its product sushi domain-containing protein 6. Lineage: Eukaryota; Metazoa; Chordata; Actinopteri; Cypriniformes; Cyprinidae. The transcript has 5 exons. The record is from RefSeq and is a predicted model, not a curated record. Bases 212 to 973 code for a protein of 253 amino acids.